AUGAGUGACAUUGUGGAGGACGAGCAUGAGAUCACCUUCAGCGUCAAGUUUCUGGGUCGUGUGGAAGUGCUGCGGCCGGAGGGACUUCAGAUCCUGGAGGAGGCAGCGCUGAGUCUCACGACGGCUACGGAUCCAACUUCUUCUGAAAAAGCUGCAAAAAACAGUAAAGUUCACCUGUUCCUGUCCCUGAGCGGAAUCGACAUCCUGGAAAACAAAACCAAAUUCCUGUUGUACUCAUGCCCUUUGCCCUCCGUGUCCUUCUCCGCGGUGCUUCCAUCUUCUCCCAAAGUGUUCGGGUUCGUGGCCAAGCACCCGGCUGCGGACAUGUACCACUGCUACCUGUUCCAGAGCCGGAGAUUUUCUCAUGUGUUGGUGUCUGUGAUUGGAGAUGGGUUCAGAGCCUCACAGAAGGAGACCAGGGUUCAGGGAGGGAGGGAUCUGAUCGUGGAGGCGCUCAGACAUAAGAACAAAAUGCUGCAGAAAGAGAACGCUGAUCUGAAGAGGAAACUGGAGGGACAAACCAACCCAUUAUGCGUUGACAGCGUGCAUACAGGAAGAGCGUGGUGUGUUGACGUCACGCCGCAUUUGUCUCAUUACUCGCGGAACGAUAAUGGGAGAGGUCCUGUCCGAGAGGUGCUGGUGACCCCUGGCCUAAGGGGGGUCGUGAUGUCUCGGAGCAGCAGCAGGCGCUCUCUGCUCCCGGGCAGGAGGAGGAGGAGGCGGGAGUCCGACCAGGACCGGGAUUUGAGCCCCGACACAGACUCUCUGGACGGGGACCGCAGAGAGGACAUCGCACACUUUCCCUACGUGGAGUUCACCGGCAGAGACAGCAUCACCUGCCCCACGUGCCAGGGCACCGGGCGCAUCCCCUCAGCUCAAGUAAAUGAACUGGUGGCUCUGAUUCCGUACAGCGACCAGCGGCUGCGUCCCCAAAGAACUAAGCUGUACGUGGUGCUGUCCGUGGUACUCUGCCUCCUGGCCUCCAGUCUGGUAGCCUUCUUCCUGUUCCCUCGGCCUGUCUUGGUGGUGUAUGACGGCGUGCACUCCGUCGACGUCCAUUUUGACGAAGCCGAACAGAUCGUCCUGAUGAAGCUGACCAGCACUCUGAACUUCAGCAAUCCCAACUUCUUCUCCGUGCUGGUGCAGAGCCUCAGCUGCCAGGUCCUGUACAUGAAAACUGUGGUGGGCUCCAGUCAGAUGAACAACGUGACGACCGUUCAGCCGCUCAGCCAGUCCCAGGUGAACUACACGGUGAAUGUGGAGAUUGGCAGGACCUCGGCGUACGUGUAUACAUUCUGCACGAUGCCCAUUAAAGUCCAUAACAUUGUGCUCUUCAUGCAAACGUCGGUGAAGACCUCGCACAUGGUCAGGACCUCUCAGAACAACCUGGAGUCUUACCCCUACAUCGACUGUGGCGCCAACAGCUCCUUCUCGCAGCGCAGCCGGCAGCACUUGGGCCCGUCCUAA
Molecule: messenger RNA, 1467 nt
Organism: Knipowitschia caucasica
Lineage: Eukaryota; Metazoa; Chordata; Actinopteri; Gobiiformes; Gobiidae
Source: the annotation of a GenBank genome assembly